AAGUGUCGUCUUUCAGGAAAACAAAUCCACACGAAAUUAGUAUUUUAGAAACCUAUUUUUAGUUUAGAGAGUUUAAUAAAUUUCAUAUCGCUUUAUUUUAAUAUUUGCGUCAUAAUAAGUCACAAUGGGAAGAAAAUCACAUUCAAAGCAAUCUGCUAAGAAAAGCUCUGGGAAAGAAAAUAAUAAAUUAAGUCAGAAUAUUCGAAAAGAGCUUGCGGUGUACGUGGAUAAGUUGCUUAAAUUAACUAGCGUGUUCCAAACUACGGUUAAUUUAACGAAGAGUUGGGAGCAUCACAAUGACAUUGAGGCGAUUCUGGGAGAAAUUAGGAAUAUUGAAUAUCCAAUUAACAGCCACAAGGUAUCGAAGUCACGGCAGUCACGCAAAGACAACUUCUUUAGUUGGCUGAGCGAAAAUGGGGCGGCAUUUGAAGGCAUUGACAUCCAAGAGUUCGAAGGCUACGAUCUUGGCCUGGUUGCGAAGAAGGAGUUCAAAGAAGGCUCGCUGGUGCUGACGGUGCCUCGGAAGCUGAUGAUGACUGAGCAGGAUGCCCGGGACUCUGCCCUAUCUGAGUUCAUAGCUGUAGACCCGUUGCUUCAGAACAUGCCAAAUAUUACAUUGGCAUUGUUUUUGUUACUUGAAAAGAAUAAUCCAGAAUCAUUCUGGAAACCUUACAUUGAUGUGUUACCUGAGAAAUAUUCUACAGUUCUAUACUUUACCCCUGAAGAACUACUGGAAUUGAAGCCAUCUCCAGUCUUCGAGUCUUCACUGAAAUUAUAUAGGAGCAUCGCCAGACAGUAUGCCUACUUCCAUAACAAGAUUCAUACAUUGGACUUGCCAGUCUUAAAAAGCCUCCAAGAAAUAUUUACGUAUGAGAACUACAGAUGGGCAGUGUCCACGGUAAUGACUCGUCAGAACAACUUGGAGCAGUCAACCACGGACACGACCGCGUUCAUUCCUCUAUGGGACAUGUGCAACCAUGAGCAUGGCAAGAUAACAACAGAUUUCAACAAGGAGCUGAACCGAGGCGAAUGCUACGCGUUACGGGACUUCAAACCGGGCGAACAAAUCUUCAUCUUCUACGGGGCUAGGCCUAACGCUGACCUCUUUCUACAUAACGGUUUCGUGUACCCAGACAACCAGCAUGACAGCCUCUCCCUUGCCCUCGGUGUUAGCUCAAGCGACCCUCACCGGGACACCAGAGUAGCCCUACUCAGCAGAUUGGGGCUCUCCGGUGUCACUCACUAUAGCUUGUACCGUGGAGACAGCCCUAUCAGCGCCGAGCUGCUGGCUUUCAUUAGGAUAUUCAAUAUGAAUCAAGACGAACUGACAAAGUGGUCGAACCACGGGCUACCCGGCGACCUAGUGUCCACGGAAGCGAGCAGCGCGGCCGCGGUGGGCGCGGAGCUGGACCGCCGCGCCUACACGUACCUGCUCACCCGCUGCGGACUCAUCAAGGCCAUGUACAGGAAUAAAGAUACCACCGAUAACACGCACACCAAAAACAUCAAACUGCUGAAGCAAUGUGAAGUGCAAAUUUUAGUCGGUGCCAUAAAUUACUUGGAAACCGAACUACAGAAGCUAUCCGCCGCCAACAAUUGAGACAGGUACAUAUCGACGAUGUUUUUAAGGUACCUCACGUGCAAUCCUUAUUUUUAAGGUACCUCACGUGCAAUCC
This is a messenger RNA of Cydia fagiglandana, 1676 nucleotides long. It is a transcript of the gene Setd3, whose product is annotated as actin-histidine N-methyltransferase. Gene Ontology annotation, biological process: peptidyl-lysine monomethylation; actin modification; peptidyl-lysine trimethylation. The transcript is spliced from 9 exons. Gene Ontology annotation, molecular function: protein-lysine N-methyltransferase activity; protein binding; protein-L-histidine N-tele-methyltransferase activity. The coding region runs from base 125 to 1600 and encodes 491 amino acids. The record is from RefSeq and is a predicted model, not a curated record. Lineage: Eukaryota; Metazoa; Arthropoda; Insecta; Lepidoptera; Tortricidae.